This is a messenger RNA of Marmota monax (woodchuck), 3077 nucleotides long. RefSeq names its product steroid 5 alpha-reductase 1 (gene Srd5a1). Lineage: Eukaryota; Metazoa; Chordata; Mammalia; Rodentia; Sciuridae. The transcript is spliced from 5 exons. Gene Ontology annotation, cellular component: membrane. Gene Ontology annotation, biological process: steroid biosynthetic process. Gene Ontology annotation, molecular function: 3-oxo-5-alpha-steroid 4-dehydrogenase activity. The record is from RefSeq and is a predicted model, not a curated record. Bases 1 to 768 code for a protein of 255 amino acids.
AUGGAGCUGGCGGAGCCGCGCCUGCUGGACGCGCUCGCCUGCCUAGAGUGCUUCCUGGGCGCCCUGGGCUUCGUGUGGAUCUUGCUGGUGGGCGCUCCCUAUGGCCGCUACUCACCGCAGUGGCGGGGCCGCCGCCUUCCCGCGAAGACCGCCUGGGUCCUGCAGGAGCUGCCCUCGCUGGUCUGGCCGCUCUGCGAGUGCGUUCGCGCGUCCUCGGAGCGCCUCCGCAGCUGGCCCAACCGCAUCCUCCUGGCCAUGUUCAUCGUCCACUAUGUGCACCGCACCUUGAUUUUCCCAUAUCUGAUUCGAGGAGGAAAGCCCACACUGCUGUAUUCAUGGGCGAUGGCGUUUGUUUUCUGUACCUAUAAUGGCUACUUGCAAAGCAGAUACUUGAGCCAAUAUGCAGUGUAUGCGGACGACUGGGUCACCCAGCCCCGUUUUCUAACAGGUUUUGCCUUGUGGUUAUUGGGCAUGCUGAUCAACAUCCACUCAGAUCACAUCCUGAGGAACCUCAGAAAACCCGGGGAGACUGGAUACCGGAUUCCCAGGGGAGGCUUAUUUGAAUAUGUAAGUGGAGCCAACUACUUUGGGGAAACCGUGGAGUGGUGUGGCUUCGCGCUGGCCAGCUGGUCCUUCCAAGGUGGGGCGUUUGCUCUCUUCACCUUCUGUAUUUUAUUGGCCAGAGCAAAUAAUCAUCACCAGUGGUAUCUGGAGAAGUUUGAAGAUUAUCCAAAGUUCAGAAAAAUUAUAAUCCCAUUUUUGCUUUGAAUAUGUUAUCAAUGAAAUCAUCUUCAACUGGAAGUUCUCAGUGGUGUUUUUCUGGGGACCUUAUAAAUGAGCAUCUCCUUAAUUUCCCUGCUUUUUUGUUGUUUUUAUGAUACGCUGGAUUUUUCCUCAUACCCUUGUGAUCUGCCUAAUUAUAAGCUAAUCAAACUGAAAUCCAAGUUGAAGGAUCGGGCUGCGCUCCACCUCAGGACUUCUGAACUAAUGCUGAUAACUGCUCAGUCACCGCUUUCCCUCUUUGGGCUUAAUGUGUGUAAGACCAGAACGUGCAGCUGUCUUCGAUGGCUUCUCAGGGGCAGCAGGUUUCACUGUCCCUUCUGCACCUCCCUGUGUUGAUCGGUUCAAGGUCAGGGGCAGUGUGGACCGACCCUCCCCAGCCCCCUCCAAGGGGAAAUGCUGUCUGCACACUUAGACCUGAGAGGCCCGGGUUCCAGCUGCACAGUCACUGCCCGUGGGGACAGCGGGGAGCGAGGCCACUAAGGCUGCGCCCUGGCAUCUGGCGCUUGUUCCAGUCCAGCUUCAGCAGCGCAGGGCGGUGCAGGGGCUGCUCCACAAGAGCAAAUGGAGGCAAAGGUGUGCCGGGGGCAGCCACUCAGCCUCGGGCAGCCUUGCACACUGCCCAGGUGCCUCCAGCGUGCUCCAUGGCUCUUUUCUUCCUUUAGUCUGGAAAGAACUGGAAUUUUCUAAGGCCCUUUUUUUCUUUAUCUCUUAAUAUAACACAACAGAAUCUUGAAACAGUUUAAUUCUGAUGCGCCCAAGGAUACAUGGAGACAAAUGACAGGAGUUAGAGGUGUCAACUGCCUAAGUACAGAUUUUGAAGCAAAAGCUCCAUCUCGGAGGACCCUGAAUCCCUCCGCGACUUUGUGAGAAUCCAUGAACACAGCCGCAAGGUCCCUCCCGCUGGAUGCUUCAGCCUCACUGAUGCAGAGGCCAGCGGCAGCUGGAGGAUGUGGUGCUGAAGAGGCUGUUUCGCCCCGUGGCUGGUCCUGGUCGGCUCAGCUGGCCUUCAGCGCCGGGCGCGCCCUUCUCGGCAUCCCCACAGACAGCGCUUCCUCUGCGCGGUGGGUGGUAGUCUCUCGUGGUUCUAGAGUCGACAGAAAACUUCAUGCUGUGGCUGUUUCACUUUAACAAAAAGCAUUGUUUUUGCAGGGGAAUUUUGUUGUUAGAUAAACUUCUGCCCUUUUUCUGUCCAAAUAAUUGCGUGAAACCCUAAAGCAAUAAAUAUUCUGGAUAUCCUCAGGAACACUGGAAUGUGAGCUAGUCUUCAUUGAUCCGAGCGGGUGUGUUCCGGGAGGUGCACCUGAUGGGCGAAGGUGCUUGACUCAGAACCAGAGGUGCUCACUGUUAGGUUUACUCGGUUGGUGCUUUUCUGCCCCCUGGGUACCGGGGAUGGAACCCAGAGGUGAUCUACCGCUGAGCUACGUGCCCAGCCCUUUCUGCUUUUUACUUGGAGAAGGGAGCUUGCGAAGGCACCCAGGCUGGCCUGGAACUUGCAGUCCUCCUUUCUUGGCCUUCUGAGUGGUUGGGUUGACAGGUAGGCACCAGGGAUGUCUCCUUUUUAUUGAAUGACUUGUGGGUACAAAAGUCUAGGUUAGCCACGGGUUGGAUGCUGCCGCCCCCUUCCCAGACCCAGUAGGUGAAUGAUUAACUCAGGAAGAAAUCCUGUCCUUCUUACAUGUCACUGCCCGCUUUUUCCUGAAAUUGUAGCUUGCAUCAUUAAGGAGAUGAGUAAAGUGACAGCUAAAAGUCCAGUUGUGUGUGUUAGACUUGGUUGUUAGUCUGAAGGAUCGCGUUAGUUUCAGCCCUGAAAUCUGCCGGCUCUGUUUCCUAGUGCCAGGUGGGCCUUCCCCCUCAGUAAACUGUGGAACGGCAUCAUUCAACAAAAGCACGUCCUGGUGCAUUUUUGUUAAGGUUUUAUUUUUGCACAUUUGAUUUUGUUUCCUGUGAAUGAGAAUUGAUCAGUGGUAUAUUUUUUAGGAUAAACUAAAACUAAUAUAUUUGUUAGCUAUGCUACUGAAAUUAUAUAGUCCAUUUUUCCUUUCAUUUUUCUAUUUCUCAGGAUUUCCAGUGUUGCCGUCAUAAUCGUUCACAGAUAUAUUAAUCAUGUUUUGCAACAUAUGAAACUGUUAGUUUCACUGUCAUUUGCUUCUGCUAAUGAAAACUUGGAGAACAAUAUUGAAUAUUAGAUGGAUUGUCAAGAUUCUUAUGUGAUUUCACCAGGAGUGGCUUUUUUGAGAUUACUGUUUUGAGCACUCUUAUUUUAGGAUGAUUAUAAAGUCUUGUUUCUACUUUAA